CUUUUCUUUAACAGGACAAAAUGGAGUUUACUUCAAGUGAAGCGAUUGACGCUAUACAAUUCUGGGAUACAACUGUAGAAUUGAUUGUUUAUGUGGAGAAAGUUUUUCCAAUUAAAGAAACAAAAUCGAGCCAAUUACUAAAAUUUUAUGCUAAUAAUGCAAUGGGGAGAGAAAUUCAAUGUGUAAUAUGGGAUAAAGAGGACAUACAGCAAUUGCAGGAUUACAUAGUUGAAAGGAAGAUUUUACAUAUUGAUGGAGCGUGCGCUCGAGUUCCCAAUAAUGUCGAUUACAAUAAGGGUAAUGUUCUCUUUGAACUUCAAUUAUUUUCAACAACUAAGGUCAAAUGUCUUGGCAAUCACUUAAAUGAAGAAGGAGAUCCGAAUGACAUCAUUGAAGUUGAUAUACAAGACAUCAUUCAUCAUGAAAAGAAAAUAAUUAAUGGACAAAACAAAUUGGAAGUUAGAAUUGGUACAUUUAAAAAUGUAUUAACAAUAGCGAAGGGCGAACCGCUGCAAUUAAUUGGCCAAAUUCGCACAGAAGGACCUAGAAUUUACAUGCAGGUCAACACGGAGCAAGACAUAACACCUUUGCAAGGUGAUCCGCUUCCGCUAAGAGAUGUGUUGUUAGGAUUCAGGGAGUUGAAAAGAAUAUGUGAAAGGCAAAUUACAAGAGACGAUAUUGAAUAAGAGAUAGUAGUACACAUAACUUUUUUUAUAGUUACCAAAAGUUUAUUAUUAUUUUUCAUAGACAAAAAUUUCUUUUAUUUUAUGACAAUGUUUCAGAUGAUAUAUCACAUAUCUUUCAAAUUAUCACGUACAUAUCUUACGUGUCUGUCAUUAUUGAUGGUAUUUUUCUGAAGAAAAAAUAUAAUUACUCUGAUAUUAUACUACAUAAUAGUUCAAAUGAAUAUAUAUUCCAUUGAAGCGGGGAAUAUUUCAAAUUAUUACUAAUUUCUGUUUUCACUCUUCAUAAAGAACACAUAUCUUCAAUUGUUAAAUAUGUAUGAAAUCAUUUAUUUUCUUUAUAAUAAUUACGACAAGUAUUGUAAAUUUCAUUUAUUUUCGU
This is a messenger RNA of Leptopilina boulardi, 1065 nucleotides long. RefSeq lists its product as uncharacterized. Lineage: Eukaryota; Metazoa; Arthropoda; Insecta; Hymenoptera; Figitidae. The record is from RefSeq and is a predicted model, not a curated record. The transcript has 5 exons. The coding region runs from base 21 to 686 and encodes 221 amino acids.